UUAUGCAUUUUUUUUAACCAUAUUUACCUUUUUGAUUUCAGCAUUUUCAUCAAAGUUGGGCUAUGAAGAACACAUACCUGGGCAGACUCGAGAUUGGAAUGAAGAAUUGCAGACGACACGAGAACUACCAAAAAAGACUCUGCCUGAGCGAUUGCUAAGAGAACGUGCAAUUUUCAAAGUCCACAGUGAUUUUGUUGCAGCUGCAACUAGGGGAGCAAUGGCUGUGAUUGAUGGGAAUAUCAUGGCUAUUAAUCCUGGAGAGGAGACAAAAAUGCAGAUGUUUAUAUGGAACAACAUUUUCUUUAGUCUGGGCUUCGAUGUUAAGGAUCAUUACAAAGAAGUUGGAGGAGAUUCUGCUGCGUUUGCUGCACCCUGUAAUGAUCUUCAAGGAGUGCGAGCUUACAGUUCUGUAGAUGUAGAUGGAUUGUAUACUCUAGGGACUGUUGUGAUUGAUUAUAGAGGUUAUAGAGUUACUGCCCAGUCAAUUAUACCAGGUAUUUUGGAGAGAGAACAAGAGCAGUCUGUGGUGUAUGGAUCUGUUGAUUUUGGCAAAACUGUUGUUUCUCACGAAAAAUACAUGGAUUUGCUGAACAAAGCUGGACAACAUCUGAAGAUUCUCCCUCACAA
This is a messenger RNA of Limulus polyphemus (Atlantic horseshoe crab), 627 nucleotides long. RefSeq names its product clustered mitochondria protein homolog. The record is from RefSeq and is a predicted model, not a curated record. The annotation marks the transcript as partial. Gene Ontology annotation, molecular function: mRNA binding. Gene Ontology annotation, biological process: intracellular distribution of mitochondria. Gene Ontology annotation, cellular component: cytoplasm. The transcript has 5 exons. Lineage: Eukaryota; Metazoa; Arthropoda; Merostomata; Xiphosura; Limulidae.